Molecule: messenger RNA, 2011 nt
Organism: Amorphotheca resinae ATCC 22711
Lineage: Eukaryota; Fungi; Ascomycota; Leotiomycetes; Helotiales; Amorphothecaceae
Exons: 3
Coding region: 86-1834 (582 amino acids)
Source: RefSeq, a predicted model, not a curated record
GGACAAUGGGCAUCACAUAGGAAAUGCGCAACCAGUUUGAGGUCAAAAAGACGCCCUGCGAGAGGGUCAUCGUGUCUUGGAUAACAUGGUAAUGGCGCCCUCAACCUUACGAUCUUUUGUCUUCUUGGCGUGGAUAUCAGUUGUCGGCAUUGGAUUACUGGGACUAUGGCUUUGGGACUUUGCUCCCGGGGAAAAUCCCUUGCCUCUCAUCAUCGGGUCCAGGCCCCGAGUCACUGUACGCCAAGGGGUUAUCGUCGGCUCAGAGGUCAAAACCGGGUAUCCCCAGACCCUGGAGAUGUUUUUGGGUAUUCCGUACGGGUUAUCAACCGCAGGCGAGCGGCGCUUCAGACCACCGGUUGGUGUGAACGCUUCCACAGAGAUAUUUGACGCGUCAAAAUAUGGAGAUCGAUGUCCGGCGGGGCCUAGUCGUGACGGCUUUCCCCAGAGUGAAGAUUGCCUCAAUCUCAAUAUAUACAGACCCAAAGCGCGAGAUGAGAGCAAGAAACUACCAGUCUUGGUUCAUGUCCAUGGCGGUGCUUUCAACACUGGCUUCGGCUCGAAUCGGCAGAUCUCGAACCUGGUUGCUUGGUCUGCGGAGCCCUUCAUCGGAAUCAGCUUCAACUAUCGCAUUGGUGCCCUCGGGUUCCUGCCUUCGAGGCUGACAGCAGAAGAGGGCCUCCUAAAUCUCGGGUUGAAAGAUCAGGCCCUGUUGUUCGAGUGGGUUCAAGAGAACAUUGCGGCUUUCGGAGGGAACCCGGAUGAUGUUACACUCAUGGGCGUCAGCGCUGGAGCACACUCGAUAGGACACCAUUUAAUGCAUAACACGGACAGGCCACCGCCCUUUCACAAGGUGAUCAUAGAAUCAGGCGCAACUACUGCCCGAGCGGUCUAUACGCCAACAAACCCAAUGCACGAGCAGCAAUUCCAAGAAUUUCUUACUGAACUUGGAUUCCAAGAUGUUCCCGAGCCAUACAUCAUGGAUGAAUUGCGUACGUUAGACGUUAAAAAGAUCAAGGAGGCAUCAGAUACAAUUUUCAAUAUCUAUAAUCCUUCAAUCCGAUGGCCUUUUCAACCCGUCAUCGACGGAGAAGGCGGUAUGAUUCCAAUUCCCCCGAUAGAUGCCUGGCGUUCAGGUAAAUGGCACAAAGUACCCAUCCUGACAGGCUUCAACACCAACGAAGGUGCUAUGUUCGUCCCCAAGACGAUCUCGACAGCAAGUCAAUUCACAGCGUUCCUCCACCGGCUACUCCCCAGUUUAUCAAAAGAUGAUCUCGAGAUCCUCAACGACGUAUACCCAGAUCCCCUUUCCCACCCAGACUCCAAGUACGUGGAAACGAGGAAGGGGGUCGGGCUAGGAGCGCAAUUCAAGAGGCUAGAGCAGGCAUAUGGCCACUUCGCAUACGUGGCUCCGGUCCGCCAAACCGCCCGCUUUGCAGCAGCGGACGGCGAUGCUCCCGUCUACCUCUACCAUUUCGCCGUAAACAGCAGUGUUAUAGGAGGUGCGGAUCAUGGAAACCAUGCCCCGUUCGUAACCUACAACAGAGAUAUUCGGGAGAGGUCGGAUAGCAUAGAGGAAAUCUCGGGACUGAUGCACGCCUACUGGACGAGCUUCAUCACUACAGGAGACCCAAACGCUAUCGAGGGCAGAUAUCCAGACAGACUACCAUGGCCUGCAUAUACCCGCGACGCAGGGAAGCUGAUCGUGUUCGGGGCCGGCAACGACGAAUACGCCGGCGGGCAGAACAAAGGAACGGCCGUGCAGAUCAUGGACGAUACGUGGGCGCUCGAGGAGUGUCGGUUUUGGUGGGCAAGGACGGAGUUAUUCGAAUUAUGAAAUGAAAUAGGAAUAUCGCAUAUAGAUAGAUCGGGUGUAUACGUAUGUAUUGUAUGUAUUGAUAGCCUUUUAAGCGUUUGAAUUCAGACGUAUUUUGGAUCUUCUUGGGACUUUACUUUUCUCCUCGACUUGUGGAGAAGUCGUUUAUGAUUUUGUUUCGUGGGGGUUGUACUGUAC